Solanum stenotomum is the source of this 569-nucleotide messenger RNA. RefSeq names its product major pollen allergen Lol p 11-like. The transcript has 2 exons. Lineage: Eukaryota; Viridiplantae; Streptophyta; Magnoliopsida; Solanales; Solanaceae. The coding region runs from base 65 to 553 and encodes 162 amino acids. The record is from RefSeq and is a predicted model, not a curated record.
AAGAACUUGUUAAAACAUAAAAAUCAAAGAAUAGAUACACUUAACUUUGAGUUCAUAAAAAAAUAUGGCUAAAAUGAUAACUUUGUUUGUUGUUUGCUUAGUAUUAUUUGCUUCUAUUAAUGUUAGUGCCAAUAUUAUGGACACUUUUCUUGUUGUUGGCAAAGUUUAUUGUGACACUUGUCGUUGUGGCUUUGAGACUUCUGCCUCCAAGUAUCUUCCUGGGUCGAGGGUUAGAAUCGAGUGCAAGAAUAGGGACACUAACGAUUUGGCAUACACAGUUGAAGGUUUUACAAACUCUAAAGGGGAAUAUAAGAUUCUUGUGAAUAGUGAUCGCCGCGAUGAAUUUUGCGAUGUCGUCCUCAUUAGAAGCUCCGAUCCUAUGUGUGCGGAACCCAACACGGGCCGCGAUCGUGCCCGUGUUGUCCUCGCUAGCAACAAUGGGAUGGUCUCUAAUACUCGCUUCGCUAAUUCCAUGGGAUUCCUUUCUAAUGAGCCUCUUGCUAGUUGCACAAAAAUCCUCCAGCAAUAUGAAUUUUCAGAAGAUCAGUUUUAAAUUAUUAUUAUUGUUA